This is a messenger RNA of Gossypium raimondii (Peruvian cotton), 2306 nucleotides long. RefSeq lists its product as uncharacterized. Lineage: Eukaryota; Viridiplantae; Streptophyta; Magnoliopsida; Malvales; Malvaceae. Gene Ontology annotation, cellular component: Golgi apparatus; endoplasmic reticulum. The transcript is spliced from 10 exons. The record is from RefSeq and is a predicted model, not a curated record. The coding region runs from base 268 to 2001 and encodes 577 amino acids.
AAUUAGCAGAUAAUAGAAUGGGAAGAAAAAUAUUUAGCAAAGGAUAAUAUAAAUAAUAAUUAAUGUCCGUUAUUCUGAAUCGUUUGUCUCGUCUCCUCCGUCUGCAAUGCAUCCCUAAUCUGAGCAAAAGUAUUUACGCGUUUUGCGUUGCUUAAUUCCUUAUUAUCCAUUCCCUUUUCUCCUUUUCUUUCCUUAUUUAUAUUUCCUUUUCUCACUAUUUUCCUCUCCAAUUUUCCUUCUUUCAUUUCUCUCCAAAUUUUCCCAACAAUGGAGUCCGUCGAUCUUCACGAAACCACCAAUGCCAACCACGUUGACCACGGCUGGCAAAAGGUCUCUUAUCCCAAACGUCAACGCAAGACCAAGCCCAACGCCGAUCCCAACCUCCCCCGUCCUAACGGAACCCUAACUAAUGGCUCCGCCGGCGUUUUCCAUUCCCUCGAGCAACAGUCCGAUGAUCGCCGUCGUCGGAUUGUUGAAGCUCAAAGAGCUUACGCUGCUGCUGCCAUUGAUGCCGAUGCCAAGCAUAAGCCUAAAAGAUCGGUCAUCGAUGAUUCCGACGAUGACGAUGGCAGUGAUCUGGAUGGCCUUAAACCUAACGGGAAGCCAGCAGAUGAGGAGAAGAAGGCGAAGCCGAAGAAGCCUAAGGUUACGGUUGUAGAAGCCGCUGCGAAGAUCGAUCCCACUGAUCUCUCUGCUUAUUUCGCUGAAUGGAAUGGCGAACAGCAAGAAAUUCAAAUGCAGAAGUUUGCGGAUUACUAUGGUAAGGCAUUUCAGCUAGUGGUAGCGGGGCAGUUUCCUUGGUUGAAGCUUUUCAGGGAGAGUACCGUUGCCAAGCUUGCUGAUAUACCACUUUCACAUAUUUCUGAUGCUGUUUAUAAGACCUCAGCUGACUGGAUAAGCCAACGAUCCCUUGAGGCACUUGGUUUCUUUGUAUUAUGGUCUUUAGACAUCAUUCUUGAGGACUUGGCGGCCCAACAAGCAGGUGCUAAGGGCUCCAAAAAAGGUGCGCAACAGACAUCAUUGAAGUCUAAGGUUGGUAUAUUUGUGGCAUUAGCUAUGGUAUUUCAGCGUAAACCUGAUGCUUUAAUUAGUGUAUUGCCAAAGUUGAGAGAAAAUUCCAAAUAUCAAGGACAAGAUAAGCUCCCCAUUUUUGCGUGGACGAUAGUUCAGGCAUCCAAAGGAGAUCUUGCUGUGGGACUGUACUCGUGGGCACAUCUCCUCUUGCCUGUACUUAGUAGCAAAAACUGUAAUCCACAAUCCAGAGAUCUAAUUUUACAACUGGUGGAAUGGAUCUUAUCCGUCUCAAAAGCUCGUUCAAUUUUAGUAAAUAAUGCUGUUAGAAAAGGGGAACGUUUGGUGCCUCCAUCUUCAUUUGAGAUACUGAUGCGAGCUACCUUCCCUGCAUCUUCAUCUAGGGUGAAGGCGACUGAAAGGUUUGAGGCCAUAUAUCCCACAGUAAAGGAAGUUGCACUUGCUGGUGCUCACGGAAGCAAAGCAAUGAGACAAGUGGCUCUUCAGAUGUUCGCCUUUGCUAUCAAAGCAGCAGGAGAAAGCUCUCCUGAGUUAUCCAAAGAGGCAGCUGGAAUAGUCAUAUGGUGUUUGAACCAGAACGCUGAGUGCUACAAGCAGUGGGACAAGGUUUAUCUCGAUAAUCUGGAAGCGAGUGUGAGUGUUCUUAGAAGGCUUUCAGAUGAAUGGAAAGAACACUCCACAAAACUUACUACUCUUGACCCUUUGAGGGAAACCAUCAAGAAUUUUAGGAACAAGAAUGAGAAAGAAAUGGGCAAUGAGUCAGAUGCUGCUACACAGGCACUGUUUCAGGAUGCAGACAAGUACUGUAAGCUUAUAGCUGGAAGACUAUCGCGAGGCCCUGGGUGCCUAAAAGCAUUGGCCUUUCUCGUUGUCGCAUUUGGUGUGGGUGCUGCUGUUGUAGCUCCCAACAUGGAUGAUUGGGACUGGAACAAACUGUAUGUAGUUAUCAGCUCUCAAAUCCCUGUCUAAAGAUUUCGGUUAGGUACUGUCUUUCUCGGUUAAGUGCAUUUUGAUCUGGAGUUUCUAACUGGUAAGGGGAAAAGAAAAAAAGAAGUGUUAUAAUGUGGGAUUUAGGAGAAUAGUGUUGAGAACACAGGCUCUUGUCUUAAAGAAGCGAAGCCUAAGGAUGAGUGAAACCUUAUUGCGAGGAGUUGGGUUUAGAGCAACUACAUGUAUUUCAAGUAAUUAAUAUUCUGAAGACUGUUGUAGAAUUGAAAUAAUUUGAGGAUUAAUCUUUUCAGAAAAUCAAGUUGAUUGGAUUUGUUACUUCUCCA